Neopelma chrysocephalum (saffron-crested tyrant-manakin) is the source of this 4207-nucleotide messenger RNA. It is a transcript of the gene LHX6, whose product is annotated as LIM homeobox 6. Gene Ontology annotation, cellular component: nucleus. The record is from RefSeq and is a predicted model, not a curated record. Lineage: Eukaryota; Metazoa; Chordata; Aves; Passeriformes; Pipridae. The coding region runs from base 98 to 883 and encodes 261 amino acids. The transcript has 8 exons. Gene Ontology annotation, biological process: neuron differentiation; forebrain neuron development; regulation of transcription by RNA polymerase II. Gene Ontology annotation, molecular function: DNA-binding transcription factor activity, RNA polymerase II-specific; RNA polymerase II transcription regulatory region sequence-specific DNA binding.
CAUCUGGCACGUCCGGUGCCUGGAGUGCUCCGUGUGCCGCACCUCGCUGCGCCAGCAGCACAGCUGCUACAUCAAGAACAAGGAGAUCUUCUGCAAGAUGGACUACUUCAGCCGGUUCGGUACGAAGUGUGCCCGCUGUGGCAGGCAGAUCUACGCCAGCGACUGGGUGCGGCGAGCGCGGGGCAAUGCCUACCACCUCGCCUGCUUCGCCUGCUUCUCCUGCAAGCGGCAGCUCUCCACCGGCGAGGAGUUCGGCCUGGUGGAGGAGAAGGUGCUGUGCCGGAUCCACUACGACACCAUGAUAGAGAACCUCAAGAGAGCGGCAGAGAACGGCAAUGGGAUCACGCUGGAGGGGGCUGUGCCCUCGGAGCAGGACAGCCAGCCCAAGCCAGCCAAGAGAGCCCGCACCUCCUUCACCGCCGAGCAGCUGCAGGUCAUGCAGGCACAGUUUGCUCAGGACAACAACCCCGACGCACAGACGCUGCAGAAGCUGGCGGACAUGACGGGGCUGAGUCGGAGGGUCAUUCAGGUUUGGUUUCAAAACUGCAGAGCCCGCCAUAAAAAACACACCCCCCAGCACACGGUGCCGCCCUCGGGAGCGCCCCCGUCCCGCAUCCCCUCCUCGCUCUCCGACGACAUCCACUACUCGCCCUUCAGCAGCCCCGAGCGGGCCCGGAUGGUGACGCUGCACGGAUACAUAGAAAGUCAGGUACAGUGUGGACAAGUGCACUGUAGACUUCCCUACACUGCUCCACCAGUGCACCUCAAAGCAGACAUGGAAGGACCACUAUCUAAUAGGGGUCAUCCUCUUUCAGUACUGACUGCCCGGACUCUUCCUCACCUGCCCAUGGCCCUACCAGCACCACUGCCCCUCAGCCGCUGACACGGCGUCCAGCCCACGGCAACUGGAGUCAGUCCCAGAGGAGAAGCUCAGAUCCAGCGCUCCCAAUUCUUCCCAUUGACCAGCACCUCACGCCCGCUCCGGUUUCUCCAGCGACACUCUGUGUAUGUGUGUGUUGAGUGCAGAGUUACAUUUGACACUUGUUUCUUGUGGACUUGUAGAAUGACCGUGAGUCUCUCCGAGGCAGUGCCAGACACAGUCAAAACUAGUGACUCUACUGUGCUUGCAAAUCUUGCUCCCAAACCCAUGGGAAUACGAACAACCCAGGACACGCUGAGUCUCAGGGGGGUCGGUGAUCACCCCUGAACGUAAAGGAAGGAGGAAUUUACGUGGUUUGGCCUGAUUCUCUUUUUGCACCAGUGAAGCGGUUCCCGGACAUCCCUCCUUAUUUCCACUUGCAUGUGUGACAUCUGAAAUGGGCUUUUUGGCUCAGCAACUCGAUACAUAGACAGACCUUCCUGAGCCAAACUCGCAGGUAGCCGAGACUCCACUAAGUGGAAAACAUGAUGCCAGCUGGAAAUAGGCAGUUUUUCUUCCUCCUCAAAGUGCUUUAGAAUCACAUGUCCUUUGAUCACUCAAAGUCAUAUCGGAUCACAAAUGGGUGAUUUCAGAGUGUACCUACACAAAACUCUCUCAGACUCUCCAUGCUCUGGGACUGGGAAAUGCUCAAUGGAAGGUGACCAUAAAGGUGUAGAAACGUUCUGCCCUGCUGUGGACCCAAGUUCAAUCAGUGGAAACAGUCAGGUAGAAACUGGAGACCAGUUAAAAAGGUGAAGACCACAGCGAGGCCAGGAGGAACAGUCACUAGCCGAGUGGUCAGCAAGGUGGUGGCGUGUUCCUCUGUCUGGCAGCGUCGCUCUGAUUCCCUCUGCCCUCCCGUUCUCCCUUGCUGGAGUGCAUUCCUUGGUCCUGCCAGGCCCUGGGAUGAAGGUGCAGCCCGGGAGAAGAGCUGCCGGCGGGCUCACGGCGACAGCAAAGGAAACGCUCAGCAGUCUGGCCCCGAAUCAGGAAAAAGGCUCCAAAAUGAUCCUUCAUUGACGGUAACAACAAAAAGUAAACAAGUGACCUCUGCCAGCCCUUCUCAGUUUGCACCGAGCCAAGAGCGGGUCUGUAACAAAACCUGUCUCCACGCAAGCACACGGGCCUGUCCUGCUGCUAAGUGUCCGUGAGGCCGCACGUCCAAGAAUGUGAAAGCCCACCACGAGCCACAGCCAGUGAGGGGAACAACCCAUCUGUGCCCCAGGAGCAGGAGACGGGAACCCAUCCCUUACAUAACUUGUUUUUGAGUCGAACUGUACGUACACGUGUUUUCCUCUCUGGGAGAUCCUGGAUCCAUCUCCAGCGCCGGCCGGAGGGGCAGCCGUCCAUCCCACUGCUCUGGCCAGCCCCUGUUGCACACAUGGCAAGGCUUCUCCUGGCCAUGUCCCUGAACUCUGUGUGACACCAGCGGCCACACACGCGGCUCCGGCUGACCGGGAACGGCCUGGGGAGAUGUGGAUGUUCUGCUGAGGUGGCCACCAAGGUCUCUGGGUUUGAGAAGUAGCUGAGUACGAGCACACGUUGAUAUUGGUUGGAGCAAAUGCAUAUGUACACACACACUCUGCUCUGUGUGUAUGUAUCGAGAGAGAGAGUGAUGGUACUACCUCGGACAGCCAGGCCAGUAUCUGUCUAAUUGCAGCCAGCAGCUCUAUCCCCAGUUUUUGAAAGGAGAGAGGGAAUUGAGUCCAGAAAAUAUUAUUGUCACCUCCUGACGUGCGAGCGACCAUUCCCAGUGUGUGCCCAGUGACAGGGCACUGCCCUGUGCCUGCCCUGACUGGAAGCAGCGCUGCAGAGGUGUCCCCUCGGGGAGGGGACAGUCACCAGUCACAGCAGUUUUUGUCCUUGCCCCUAGCAAUGAGUGAAGGACUGGUGUUCCCUUCCUUGGCUCUUGGUGAGUGUUUGUGAUCACAGGUUGAGGUGGUUGCUGGGUUCAUGUGCAAUGGCCUUGAGAUGCUGGUGGGGGUCAGGGGGGGUCACCGGGGCAGACUUUGUUCUCCAUUUGUGCUCACGCAUCCUAACGACCAUUUAGUUGUGGAAUUAGUGCCGUUAUUUCAUUUAAGACUGAAGGAGAGACUUCAGGCUGUAACUUGCCCUGACAUCCCACAGUCCUUGAGAUUUCCACGACUGUUUCGUGGAGGGAGAAAAGCGUUCGAUGUGUUUCUCUUCUGUCUCGGUGGUGCAAUGAAAGGAAAACUAUGAAAUAUGUAUCUGCUAAAUACCAACUUGAUCAAAAGAAACCCCACUUGUGAAAUGUACUGUAUAACCAAGGGUUUGUCACCGAUCCCACGGCAGGGCCUGAGCACGAGGCAGGGGCUGAGGGGGUGUAGGUGUUUCUCUCCAGGGAUGUGGGCUCACUACAGACUGUGCUCGGGGCACUUCCCCCCAUAAGUAGCCAGGAGCAGCUUUGCUAAUUCAGAAAUCAGGCUCUGUUUAUAUUAAGCCCAAAUUGUUUGCAAAAACUGGAAGCAAUUCAGCUUGUGCAGUUUUAGAGCUAAUUAUGUGUAUGGAAAAUACUCAACUGUACCAAGAAUGUAAGAAAUCUUCUAAUUUAUUCAAUACAUUGUUUCACAACAUAUUUCACACUGACUGUUGCCACUGAACCAAACCUUAUCUCAGGUCAUUUGCAUUCAUCUCCUGUCUGUGGAUUAAAAAAAAAAAUAAAAUUAAAGUCAUUCUCAUUUUCUUAGUUUAUUCAGUAAUUGCCAGAUGGGUUCUGGUGCAGCAAUGCAGACUCCACGCACUAAACUUUUCCAGUUGCUAUUUACAAAGCCUUUUGCAGACAGAACCCGCUGAGGACAGCCAGUGAAAGGCUCUUCACUCCAGUUUAAUAAGGUAACUAAUACGGCUCGGCUCUGAAAGUGGAAUGGUUUAAGGUUUUAUCACCAGUGAUUUUUUUUGGCUCAUGCUGGUUAACCCCAAUGCCUGAGCUAAAGGUGCUUACACAACUCACUCGUUGGGAUGGGAGUGGGAACCAAUCCUGCACUACUAUCAGUGAUUUAUCUGUAGGAUGCCAACUAAACACCAGUUUUAUUUCAUCUGCCAAUCAUUUUGUUGUAGCAUGUUGCAAUUCUGCAUGUCUUGGCUACAAUGGUUAAAAAAUUUUUUCUCUGAAUGAGUGGACAGUCAAGACUAAUAUUUAUUUUAAAAAAGUAAAACUAAAUUGUAAGCACUUUUUUGUAAAACCAAUGUCUGUUUUGUUACAUACUUUUAAUGUUGUGCUUUGUAAAUGUCUUAUUUGUGUAAUAAAUAAAGUUAAUGCAAGUAGAA